AUUGGCGCGUGCGCCACUUGGGCGCUAUGGCUGCAGCUGCGGCGGCCGCAGGCCCGCGGCGGGAGGACUCGAGUCCACAGUGGACGCCACCCCCGCGCGAGCCGGUCGGAGCCGGGCUGGGCGACUGCGAGGAUGCACCGGUCCGGCCGCUGGGUAAGCCCCGCGGCAUCUGCUCACGCGCCUACUUUCUGGUGCUGAUGGUGUUCGUGCAUCUGUACCUGGGCAACGUGCUAGCGCUGCUGCUCUUCGUACACUACAGCAACGGUGACGAGAGCAGCGACCCUGGGCCCCAGCGCCGCACCCAGAGCCCCGGACCUGCGCCAACCUUGGCUCCCCUCACCCGGCUCGAGGGCAUCAAGGUGGGUCAUGAGCGCAAGGUCCAGCUGGUUGCCGACAGGGAUCACUUCAUCCGAACCCUCAGCCUCAAGCCGCUGCUCUUCGAAGUCCCUGGCUUCCUGAGUGAUGAGGAGUGUCGGCUCAUCAUCCACCUGGCACAGAUGAAGGGGUUACAGCGCAGCCAGAUCCUGCCCACCGAAGAGUACGAGGAAGCAAUGGGCACAAUGCAGAUCAGCCAGUUGGACCUCUUCCAGCUGCUGGACCAGAACCAUGAUGGUCACCUGCAGCUCCGUGAGGUCCUGGCCCAGACUCGCCUGGGAAAUGGACGGUGGAUGACUCCAGAGAACAUUCAGGAGAUGUACUCUGCGAUCAAGGCUGACCCUGAUGGUGAUGGAGUGCUGAGCCUGCAGGAGUUCUCCGACAUGGACCUUCGGGACUUUCACAAGUACAUGAGGAGCCACAAAGCAGAGUCCAGUGAGCUGGUGCGUAACAGCUACCACACGUGGCUGUACCAGGGUGAAGGUGCCCAUCACGUCAUGCGUGCCGUCCGCCAGAGGGUGCUGCGCCUCACCCGCCUGUCACCUGAGAUCGUGGAGCUCAGCGAGCCGCUGCAGGUCGUGCGGUAUGGCGAGGGAGGCCACUACCAUGCCCAUGUGGACAGCGGGCCUGUGUACCCAGAGACCAUCUGCUCCCAUACCAAGCUGGUAGCCAACGAGUCUGUACCCUUUGAGACCUCCUGCCGCUACAUGACAGUGCUGUUUUAUUUGAACAACGUCACCGGUGGGGGCGAGACUGUCUUCCCUGUAGCAGACAACAGAACCUAUGAUGAAAUGAGUCUGAUUCAGGAUGACAUUGACCUCCGUGACACUCGGAGGCACUGUGACAAGGGGAACCUGCGUGUCAAGCCCCGUCAGGGCACAGCAGUCUUCUGGUACAACUACCUGCCUGAUGGGCAAGGUUGGGUGGGCGAUGUGGACGACUACUCGCUGCACGGGGGCUGCCUGGUCACACGCGGAACUAAAUGGAUUGCCAACAACUGGAUCAACGUGGACCCCAGCCGGGCGCGGCAGGCGCUCUUCCAGCAGGAGAUGGCGCGCCUGGCCCGCGAAGGUGGCGCCGACUCGCAGCCGGAGUGGGCCCUGGACAGGGCCUACCGCAACGCGCGCGUGGAGCUCUGAGGGGAGUGUCCACCCUGAGGUCGGGGCCCUGCCGUCCCUCUGUCUAGCCGCAGGUCAAAGGCCUGGCCAUUGUCUUGCCCCAUUCCUGCCUCCAGCCGCGAUUAGGACACAGCUCCUAUAUCCAUGUUAUUUAUUGUGUACAGACCUAUGCUGCCCCGACAAAUAAAACUACACGGUUUGGAGCUGCA
This is a messenger RNA of Phacochoerus africanus (Common warthog), 1702 nucleotides long. RefSeq names its product prolyl 4-hydroxylase, transmembrane (gene P4HTM). Gene Ontology annotation, cellular component: endoplasmic reticulum. The record is from RefSeq and is a predicted model, not a curated record. Gene Ontology annotation, molecular function: iron ion binding; calcium ion binding; L-ascorbic acid binding. The transcript is spliced from 9 exons. Lineage: Eukaryota; Metazoa; Chordata; Mammalia; Artiodactyla; Suidae. Bases 27 to 1514 code for a protein of 495 amino acids. Gene Ontology annotation, biological process: peptidyl-proline hydroxylation to 4-hydroxy-L-proline.